AUGGUGACAGGAUUAUCUUUACAGUUGACUCAAAUGGUCAACAACCAAGGCAAUGCAAGAAACCAUCAAAGACAAGAGUUGCAAAAUGAUGGAGAAGGAUUCAAUUUUGCAGCAAGAUUGACCAAGAUUGAAUUUCCUCGGUUUAAAGGUGAUGAUCUAACUUCAUGGUUGUUUAGGGUGGAACAAUUCUUUCAGUUGGAUAGAGUGUCGGAUGAAACAAAGGUCAGAUUGGCAGCCAUUCAUUUUGAGGGAAAAGCGUUACAAUGGUAUCAAUCUUUUACUGGGCAAAGAAUUGAAGGUGAAGUUUUGACUUGGGUGGAAUUGGUAGAAGCUUUGAAGGUCAGAUUUGGGAAGUUGUUUGAUGAUCCUAUGACUGAUCUUAAGAACUUGAAACAAACCACUUCUGUUCAAGAGUAUCAUGAUAAGUUUGAUGCCAUUAUCAGCAGACUUCAACUGCCAAUAGAGUAUGCUCUAAGUUGUUUCAUGGCGGGGUUAGAAGAGGAGAUACAAUUGCAGGUAAGAAUGUUCAACCCUAAGAAUAUUCAAGAAGCCUUCUGUUUGGCUAAACUGCAAGAAGCCACUAUCAAGGCUAAGAGGGGAAGAGUUGGGUUCAAGCCACCUAUUUUACCUAACCCAAGCAACAAUAAGCAACCAGUUUCCUUUAGUAAGUCAGCGGGUUUUGACUCAAAAAAAAAUGUGAUUAGGAAGACCUUGACCAAAGGUGAAAUAGAUGAAAGAAGGUCUAAGGGCUUGUGUUUCAAGUGUGAUGAGAAGUAUUCACAAGAACAUAUAUGCAAGGGUAACAGGAAACCUCAGCUGUAUCACAUUGAAGUUGAAUGGGUAGAAGAAGAGGUUGAAGAGGGGGAGGAUGAAGUGGUAAUGGAGUGUGCUCAAAUCUCAGUUAAUGCAGUGGAAGGAAAUGAUAGGUAUAAGUCCAUUAGGGUUACGGGUCAUUAUGGAAAACAUGAAUUACAAUUGUUAAUGGAUACUAGAAGUUCACAUAAUUUUCUGGAUAUUGCAUUAGCCAAACAAUUGGGGUGUAAGAUGGUUAAGGGCCCAGCUAUGUUAGUAAAAGUGGCAAAUGGUCAUGAAGAAAUUUGUGAUCAAAUGGUGAAGGGAUUUUCUUGGAUCAUGCAAGGAAUUCAAUUCACAGCGGAUGUGUAUGUAAUGCCCUUGGGGGGUUGUGAUUUGGUUUUGGGGGUUCAAUGGUUUACAACCUUAGGAAGCAUCAAUAUGAAUUAUAUUGAUAGAACCAUAGCUUUCAAGUUCAAUGGUCAGAAAGUAGUUUUGAGGGGGCAAUAUGGGAGGAAAUUUUCUCAAAUUACUAAGGGUAGCUUGAAGAAAAUGGAGUUACAGAGAGCUGAAUUGUCUAUGGUGCAGGUAUGUGCCAUUGAAGGGUAUAGUACAAAUACUUCAAUGGUACUGCAGAAAACUCAGCAAUCCAAGGAACAACAGCAGCAGUUACAGAAGCUGUUAGAGGAUUUCAAGGAUGUCUUCCAAGACUUAAAGUCUUUACCAUCAUCUAGGGGCCAGUAUGAUCACAGAAUUCCAUUGAAACAAGGAACUGAUGGAGUGAAUUUAAGGCCUUAUAGAUAUCCUGUGGUACAAAAGGAUGUGAUAGAAAAAAUGACUAAUGAUUUGUUAGAACAAGGGGUAAUUCGGUCCAGUACUAGUUCUUUUGCUUCACCAGUGGUUCUAGUCAAGAAGAAAGAUGGUACAUGGAGGAUGUGUAUAGAUUAUAGGAAACUGAAUCAGGCCACAAUUCCAUUGGUGGAAGAUUUGAUGGAUGAAUUAUAUGGUACAAAAUUUUUCUCUAAAUUGGAUCUAAAAUCUGGGUACCAUCAGAUCAGAAUGGAUGAUUCAGACAUCCAUAAAACAGCAUUUAAAACUCAUAAUGGUCAUUUUGAGUUUUUGGUCAUGCCUUUUGGGCUGACUAAUGCACCAUCUACCUUUCAAGGUUUAAUGAAUCAGGUUUUUAAACAGUACCUGAGGAAAUAUGUACUGGUUUUCUUUCAUGAUAUAUUGGUGUAUAGUCCUUGUUGGGAUACUCAUUUAUCUCAUUUAAAAGAUGUCCUAUUGGUGUUAAGGCAACAUCAGUUGGUAGCCAAAAGAAGCAAGUGUGAAUUUGGAACCACUAAGCUGGAGUAUUUGGGUCAUAUAAUAUCUCAACAAGGAGUGGCAACUGAUCCAGCAAAAGUAUCUGCAAUACAACAAUGGCCUGUACCUGCCAACAUCAAAGAAUUGAGGGGAUUUUUGGGACUCACUGGUUAA
Molecule: messenger RNA, 2271 nt
Organism: Helianthus annuus (common sunflower)
Lineage: Eukaryota; Viridiplantae; Streptophyta; Magnoliopsida; Asterales; Asteraceae
Exons: 1
Coding region: 1-2271 (756 amino acids)
Source: RefSeq, a predicted model, not a curated record